Messenger RNA from Hevea brasiliensis (rubber tree), 2041 nucleotides. RefSeq names its product beta-glucosidase 17. Gene Ontology annotation, biological process: carbohydrate metabolic process. The transcript is spliced from 14 exons. The record is from RefSeq and is a predicted model, not a curated record. The coding region runs from base 448 to 2007 and encodes 519 amino acids. Gene Ontology annotation, molecular function: beta-glucosidase activity. Lineage: Eukaryota; Viridiplantae; Streptophyta; Magnoliopsida; Malpighiales; Euphorbiaceae.
AAAGUAUUCAAAAGACUUCUCUUCUCCAACAGAAGGUAUGAUCAUGAAAGCUGUAGAUUUUAUAUUUUACAUUUUGGCGUCCGAUUAAACAAAAUGAUAGAGAACUUCUAACAUUCAAGACAAAGAAAUUGUGUUUUCUCGAUUUUCUUUAUCAUGGAUUUGUUAAUUGAUUGACAAAGACCAGAUUAAUAUUCUGUUUGCCCAUUUGGUGACUGACAUAAGGUGAUAAUUAGCCAUUUAUCCUGGAGCGAGGAAAAUUGGUAGCCCAUUUGUUGAUUAAGAUUUCUGUUUCUUUUGCAAGUUAAUUGAGGGACUGAAUUAGCUAUUUCAAGAGAAAUUGAAUUUUCAAGGAGCUAAUUGAAGGAGUGAAUUCUCAUCUUUGGAUAGAUUUAGUUUUAGGCCCUUGUUCUUACAGUGAGUUUACAACGGAAUUUGUACCAGUCAAGAAUGAACAUACAACACUGUCUCCUCCUCUGUCUCUUAAAUCUUGCUUAUUUUCUUGCUCUUGCUGGAGGGAAGAAUACAUUUCAGCUUUCUACCAAUUUUAGAAGGAGUAGCUUUCCUGAUGGUUUUGUGUUUGGAGCAGGGUCAAGUUCUUACCAGUAUGAAGGAGCAACAGAACUAGAUGGCAGGAGACCUAGUAUAUGGGAUACUUUCACCAGCGAACAUCCAGAAAAAAUUGAAGACCACAGUAGUGGGAAAGUUGCUGAGGAUUUCUACCAUCAUUACGAGGAAGACAUUACCCUUUUGAAAGGAAUUGGUUUGGACUCCUAUAGAUUCUCAAUCUCUUGGCCAAGAAUAUUUCCUGAGGGGAAAAUUACCAGGGGAGUGAACUGGGAAGGUGUCAACUUCUACAAUUCUCUCAUAGACAAGCUCCUUUCCAAUGGUAUACAGCCCCUUGUGACCCUAUUCCACUGGGAUGUUCCACAAACCCUUGAAGAUGAGUACAAGGGACUCUUAAGCCCUAACAUUGUGAAUGAUUAUUACGAUUUCGUAGACUUCUGCUUUAAAGAAUUUGGUGAUAGAGUGAAGCACUGGGUCACUGUCAAUGAGCCUAAUCUGAUGAGUAUGUAUGGAUAUGCAUAUGGUUAUAAUGCACCUGGUCGGUGUUCUGAUUAUAUCGGAAACUGCACCGAGGGGAACUCCGCGACAGAACCAUACAUAGUAGUCCACCAUUUGAUUCUUUGCCAUGCAGCUGCUGUGAAAUUAUACAGAGAAAAGUAUCAGGCUUCUCAAGGAGGACUUAUUGGGAUUACAGUAUUCACAGCUUGGAUGGUUCCCAAAUAUGAUAAUGUUGCUAGCAGGAAGGCUGCCUCUAGAGAACGCGAUUUUUUGAUCGGAUGGAUUAUGCAUCCAAUUACUUAUGGCGACUACCCGGUGACCAUGAGAUAUUUUGUGGGUAAUAGACUGCCAGAAUUUACAGAAGCACAAGUAAAAAUGGUGAUAGGAUCCUUUGAUUUCAUUGGAGUAAAUUACUAUACAGCAUCAUAUGCAGAAGACAUUACAUCUUAUAGCAGCGUCAAUCUGAGUUAUACAACCGAUAGCCGAGUUAAUAAAACAACUGGGAAGAAUGGAAUUCCUAUUGGUGAACCAACUGGUUGCAGCUGGCUAUACAUAUACCCAAAAGGACUUCAUAAACUUAUGCUGUAUCUAAAGAGAAAAUACAACCAUCCUGCCAUUUACAUCACUGAGAAUGGAAUGGGUGACAGUAGCUCAUUAUCACUUGCUGAAGCUCUAGAAGAUAGGUUGAGGAUAAAAUAUCACCAUCUUCAUCUAUUAUCUCUCUUAAAAGCUAUCAAGGAAGGUGUUGACAUUAGAGGAUACUAUAUUUGGUCAUUUCUAGACGACUUCGAAUGGGAUCAGGGUUACACUGUUCGAUUUGGGAUCACUUACAUAGAUUACACAAAUAAAUUAAAAAGAUAUAUCAAACAGUCUGCUUUCUGGUUCAAGAAUUUCCUUCAAAAGGAGAACAGAACCACUGCAUCUUCUUUGUUGUACUCGGAAUGAUUAAGAUAAAAAUAACUGUCAAUUACCUCUCAAA